GGAGGAGAGUCAGAGCACUGACUCACUCUGCUGUCAGCCCAGAAUGAGCUGGAUUCCCAGGUUAUAUAAUAAAAUAACUUUAUAUUAUAAUAUUAUAGAAGGAGUUGGAUUCCAAUGGAAAUAUAAUAUAAUAACUUAGGGAACUUGGGUCAGCGCACUUGACCGAACUUGGUCACAGCGACACUGGAGCGCUUUCUAUCCAACACUCACCACUGCAGUUCGCCUUCAGCUCCUUAGAGUCCCAGCAAACACAACAUUACCUGCAUUGACAUGUAUUCAAAUGACAGGGAGGAUCAUCUGCUGGCAUAAGUUCUAUCACAGAACAUCCUAAGUGCCUUAUACUGGAGCCAGGCCAAAUCCAGGGAGGCUGAAAAAUGACAUGCCCUUUGUCCAAAAAUAGUUGCCAGAAAAGUUACUGCAAAAGGUUUAUUAUACAAGACUGUCAGCUGGAGAUCAAAAUGUAAAUGCACUGAUGCCCUUGGACUGCAGUUAGCUCAGCAUCUGAUAUUUAAAAUCUUGUUGCGGACCAUUGAAAGAAAUGCAGUGAUAAGACAAAGUAAAUUAGUGCAGCGUGCCUAUUCAUCAGACCAUCACCAAAUGAAGUUGAUUUUUAUUGCGGAGAACAUGACUCCAUGGAUUCAGAACUGCUCAAACUGUAGCCAAGCCCUGGUCAUGGAGCUGAACAUCACAAAGGCUAUUGUUCUGAGCUUUGUGCUAUCUAUUUUUGUUAUAUUUGGAGUACUGGGCAACAUCUUGGUAAUCUUGUCUGUGGCUUGCCACCGCAGCCUUCGGACGGUCACACAUUAUUUUAUUGUAAACCUGGCAGUGGCUGACCUCCUGUUGAGCUCCACCGUGCUUCCAUUCUCUGCCAUUUUUGAGAUGCUGGGCCGCUGGGUAUUCGGCAGAGUCUUCUGCGAUAUCUGGGCUGCAAUGGAUGUGCUUUGCUGCACAGCAUCUAUAAUGAGCCUGUGUGUUAUCUCUGUGGACCGCUACAUCGGAGUUAGUUACCCACUACGCCACCCAGCCAUUGUGACUGAGAAGCGGGCGUUGUUGGCACUUAUGGGAAUUUGGGCUCUGUCCAUUACCAUCUCCAUUGGACCACUAUUUGGGUGGAAAGAGCCAGCACCAGAGAACGAAUAUGUGUGUAAAAUCACAGAGGAACCUGGCUAUGCCAUUUUCUCUGCAGUGGGCUCUUUCUACCUCCCCCUAGUGGUUAUACUGGUUAUGUACUGUCGUGUAUAUGUGGUGGCCCGCAGGGAGACGUGCAGCCUUAGGAAAGGACACAAAACUGAGAAGGCUCACCAUGCAGAAGCAGUGACAUUACGGAUACACAGAGGCAACACUUCUGUGGUGGAGGAGGAAACGUUGAGGAGUCGCACUCACUUCACAAUCCGCCUACUUAAGUUCUCCAGAGAGAAGAAGGCUGCAAAGACACUGGGCAUUGUGGUGGGGUGUUUUGUUCUCUGCUGGCUGCCAUUCUUCCUGGUUCUGCCCAUUGGAUCCAUCUUCCCGGCUUACCGGCCCUCAGACACUGUCUUCAAAAUCACCUUCUGGCUUGGGUACUUCAACAGCUGUAUCAACCCAAUCAUCUACCCGUGCUCCAGUCAGGAGUUUAAGAAAGCCUUUCUGAGUGUGCUGGGUGUUCACUGUCUGCGACGCAGCACCAGACCAACAUACCCACUGUGCCAGGGCCAUGCUGCCAGCCACACACAAUCAACUCUGCUCUCAUUGGGCUCAGAGACCCGCAGCGAGCCAUCACAUCUCAGCCCGUCGUCCUCUAUGAUCCUGUCCUGUACACCCUCAUCUUCCCCAGUGGGGGGGUUAGGAGUCAGUGCUGGGGUCAGUGCUGGGGCGAAAGCAGCAGGGGUGUGCAGCAAGAACUUGCUGAGGAUGUGUUGUUGUGCUGGGGAAUUCUCAGCACAUACAAAGCCUCCUGCAUGCCAUUCUCUGCCUGUUAUUAAGGUUCAUCAGCUUUCUCUUUGUGAGAAUGGUGAGGCAGUAUAAGCAACAGAAGCAAAACACUGUUUUGGAUAAAACCAUAUGCCUCAGAGUGUGACUCAUGAAAAUCCAGAUUGUUGGCAAACAAAUGGACACAAUUUAAAGAAGACAGUGAUGUGCAUUCAUUCAGAGAGUUGGAUUAUGCCAAUUAAAAUUGUGCUGUGUAGCAGAGGGAAAAGUUACCUUUAGUCGAUUUGAUUGGUAAGCUGUAUACAUUUGCACAGAAAGAAAAUACAUACUUUUGUAUUAAUGUUGAAAUUUCUAUUAAUUUUAAAAGGUUAUACAAUUGUCAGUGGACUUGAAUACAUGGUGUAUGCUUUAUUAAUGUGGUGUUUAUUACCUUACCUCAAUUCACUUUGAUUAGAUGCACAAAUUCAUAUGAUGUAUUUGGGAAUAAGGUGCAGUAAUAUAUACAAAUACAAACAUUGUUGCCAUUGCUUUUUCUUUCAGAUUUCUAAUUAAAACGAUUGGGAUAUGUGGAACACCUGAAAUAUGCUACAGUCUUAUGUGUAUGUUUGGUUCUUAACAAGAAAAAGUAAUACAUACUCUGUUAUGAAAAUGUCCAAAUAUCAAGAGUCAUGUAAAAUGCUUGAUCAAAUAAGCUGAUUUUUUUCAUGCAUAUUGCCCCUAAUUGUUAUUCAUGUUAUUUCUCUGUAUAACUCAUUUAAAAACACACAUUGGAACAUUCACAUGAACAGGUUUGCAUAUGUGAAAAUGUGCAAAAUUGGUAAUACCAAAAAAUGUAUCUUUCACGUGAAUAAUAUAGUAUUAUCCAUUUUGAAUAUUUAACAACAAAAAUGCAAUCUGUAUUUGCAAAAUGCAAAGCAGUGUCAAGAGGAUUAUAAGAUUCUUUAUUCAUUAUAAGAACUUCAUGGCAGCUCAACAAUUGUGUGUUUGUGUGUGCAACUGUUUCUGUUAAGAAAUAUGUAAAAUCAUGUUCAAGUAGUUUGAAUAAGUGAUUAUUUAAUUAUUGAUUAUCAACACAAAAAUACAUUACAGGUGGUUGCUCUUAAAAUUGGUGACGAGAGGUACUUUAAUAAGGCUGCAAACUAAACAUUAGCUUUAAAGAACAAAACAACCUACAAACUGUAAAUUACAGAGAUAGAUACCUAAUUGGCCGAGCUGCAUUUAGUUAUUUUAAAAACCUUUAAAUAUCAAUGAAUGCAUUAAAUUCAAUAUUAAAGUACCAUGUUUUAAAACCAAUUAAACUGUUAUACUAUGUUCAUUGUCUAUAGAAUGCCCAAAUCUUUGCUCAUUAUUUUGCUUAUUUACCAAAGGAUACUGUUAACACACCACAUUGUGUUUCAGAAUUAAUUAUUGUGAUUAUUGUUGUGUUAUUAAAAACAGUGGCAUUUUGA
Molecule: messenger RNA, 3356 nt
Organism: Tachysurus fulvidraco (yellow catfish)
Lineage: Eukaryota; Metazoa; Chordata; Actinopteri; Siluriformes; Bagridae
Gene: adra1aa
Product: adrenoceptor alpha 1Aa
Exons: 4
Coding region: 598-2004 (468 amino acids)
Biological process (GO): phospholipase C-activating G protein-coupled receptor signaling pathway; positive regulation of cytosolic calcium ion concentration; adenylate cyclase-activating adrenergic receptor signaling pathway
Cellular component (GO): membrane
Molecular function (GO): alpha1-adrenergic receptor activity
Source: RefSeq, a predicted model, not a curated record